GCCAAAACACUGUAAACACAAAAAUUAAGAAUAUAAAAUCAUUAUUUGUGAGUGAAUCUUUUUUGCGAGAAAGAAAAUGAUACUGUAAACAAUGAAAUGUUCCGUGGAAAUUCGUUGCAUAGUAUGCCAAUUAGUAUUCUGCUGCAAAGAGUGUCGCUGGAAACACGAACAAACAGCACAUGGUCUAAAAUUCGAUUGCCCAGUCUGCCGAGGCCUGAAAUUUCUUUGCGAGCCUGAUAAAUUAACUUUACACUUCCUAAAACAUCUUGCAGAAGAACACUUACCAUUACAUUGCAGUAAAUGUAAUAAAAUAUUCAAUACGAUGAAUGACAUAACUGACAUAGAUAAAUGUACGAGCAUCAGUGAAUUAGUCGAAAAUAAUGAUUUGAAAAAAGACGAAGAGAGAUUUAAAGAACAAUUUGAGGAGAUCUUUGAUAAAACUAGUCACGAAGAUGAUUUUGAAGCUAUUGUAUUUGUUAAUAAAUCCAGUAAAACAGCAGUGAUUACUCCUGUUCUAAGGAAAAAAAAUUUAGUCGAUUAUGAAUCUAGUGAAGAUGAGAUUAGAGAUGAAGCCAAGACUCCAAAAACACCUUCUGUAAAAUUAGCACCUAAAACACCUAAAUAUAAAAGACAAAGAUCAGCGACUCCUCAUGUAAAAAAGCUACUAACAUUGAUGAGACAAAAAGUUAUUGGAGAAGACGGAGAAACUGUAGAUGGUGGUAUUGAAGAAGAUUCUCCAAUUAUAGACAAAACUACGCCGUCAAGAAAUGAUGAAACAACCAAUCAAAAAGAGAUGACAACUCCAACUCAUCUUCCUCACUUAGCGAAGUUAGUUCAAGCAGUGACGACCAGUACGCCAACGCACCCUGCCAGUGGCGGUUGGUCCAUGUUCACUGAUGGCCAGGGAGCUGACUCUCCACUCUCUGAAAUAGAGAAUGCUGAGAGCCCAGUUCAGAGUACCGUUACUGAUGUCAAUGAGCCGUCAAAAACAGACCUAGCAAUCGAGCCUCAAAAGCUAAAAAGUAUCAUAAUAACCGGAAGCCGUCUGCGUCUUGGCAGUCAAGAUAGUUCAGAGAAGCAAGUAACUUUUGGAGAAUCUGCUAAUGGGGAAAAUUCUUCGAUAAAAAUAAAGAAAGUAAAAUUUGCUGAGGAUACCGUAUUUCAACAGGAACCUAAAAUAAAAAGAGUAUUUCGUAAACCAAAGAGAAUGUUAACCCCCGGACCACAAAAACCGCGAUACUGCAUCAACCCCAGAUUUCAAGCACUUAUCAACCGAUUUGAAAACAACGGUAUCACUAUGGCACGGACCCCAGUGACUAAAAGAGAGCCACCUGUUACCACUCCACCUAUGGGCGAGCAUCCCAACAUGCCAAGAGCUAUUGACUUCAAAGAUGAAAGUCCUGCAGUAUCCAUUGAAUCAAAUACAGACGUAGAGCUCUAUAAAACCUGCAUGGAAUAUCCAAUGGAAAGCAAAAUGAAUAAAGCUAUCACAUCACUUAGCGCAAACAUUGCUGGAUCUUUACAGAACUGUAUUACAUCUGUUUUAAAAACUAACGAACAGGAAACUGAAAUACAGUUUAAAUUUGUUAUAACUAAAAAGACAGUCAGUGUUAAGAGAAUUGUUGAAGAUGGUGAAAGCAUUAACGAGAAAUCCAGUGAAGUUGUUAGACAUACAGAUUCUAAUAAGGAGAAUAUUUGGUCGUCGGUUGCUAAAGCUGUGAAAAAUGUUUUCUGGGGUGACACUGGUGACUUUUCAGCAAGGGUAAAGUGCAAGUUUAACGUCACUGAAGGUGUAAUGCUUUUAGCACUUAGCACCAUGUGGGCCGCCGGCCGCCCUCAAAAAUUCGACUGCAGCAGACCACUUUGUGUCUUCGAAUGUUAA
This is a messenger RNA of Hyposmocoma kahamanoa, 1882 nucleotides long. RefSeq lists its product as uncharacterized. The transcript is spliced from 6 exons. The record is from RefSeq and is a predicted model, not a curated record. The coding region runs from base 92 to 1882 and encodes 596 amino acids. NCBI's taxonomy places the organism in Eukaryota, Metazoa, Arthropoda, Insecta, Lepidoptera, Cosmopterigidae.